CGGUUUUUAUUUUAUUUUCCCCGUUGAUCUUGUGCAGUUGUGCAUCGUUGCAUGUGCGACCGUUUGUGUGUGAUUUGCUCAACGACACUAUCUAAUCGAAGUUUGAAUUUCGAACCGCCCGCAAACGGCACUCCUGAAUACAAUUCAUAGAUCUCGGCGUCCGGCGGUCACUGGUCGUCGUCAGCGUUUAUUGCCGCACGCUACUGAACAGUGAACACAAAGAUGUGCACCCCGGGUGACAGGGACAGCGACAGCCCCAGUCCAAAUGCUCUCGGUGACUUGCGUUCGUUCAGGUUCUCCAAGAAGCCCAGUUUCAGUCAUGAAUCUGCCGCAUCUGGAUCAUCAUUGUGUGUUGACGAUGCCCCAGUAUUUGUUAGACAGAAAAAGUUGCAAACAAUUAUUUUGUCAUCUGAUGAAGAUGAUGAUAACACAGAACCUCUCUUGAAUGGAGAUGGCUCUCAUCUCAUUGAAGAAAUUGAAUUUGAAGACACAGCAGAAGAUCAUAAUGUAUCUAGUGAUGGCAGUAGUGAUCAUGCACUAAACAAUGUCAAUGGUUCGAUCAAGUCUUUUAACAAUAUAGAUCAAAGUACAAGUGAUAAAGAUUACAUGAAAAUUACAAAAGUUCGAUCUAUUAUUGAUAAACCAAAGGCAACUCCACCACCUGUUGCAAUGCCUUCUAGAAAACGUUUACAACCACAAACUAAAAAAAGGAAACGUAUAAAAACUUCUGAUGGUGAUGACAGUGAUUCUGAUGCUGAGGUUGAUGAUGAAUAUAAAGAUGAAAAGAAUUUUGUUAAAGACAGUUCCUCAGAAAUGAGGCAAAAAGCUUUGGCACUGUUAAACACAUCCAAUGAAGCAGAACUAAGAGUAGUGAAAGGAAUGACGACUAAAAAAUUUGAUGCUAUUGUUGCUCUUAGACCAUUUUCAACUUGGUAUGAUGCUACUUGCAAAGCCAAAAACUCGCGCAUUAUUGGUGAGCAGACUUUACAAAAUGUGAUGCACAUGGUCUCUUGCCAGGAAAUCGUCACACAGUUAAUGAAGAAAUGUGAAAUAUUAGCAUUGAAAAAUGGAAAUUCUAUUACUACCACUAACAUGCUUAUCAAAUCACAACCAGAGAGCUUAAAUAAAGAGUUACAGCUUGCAGGAUACCAGAUGAUAGGACUUAACUGGCUCAUGUUAAUGAAUACACAAAAGCUCAAUAUGAUGUUAGCUGAUGAAAUGGGCUUGGGUAAGACUGUGCAAGUAAUCGCAUUCCUAGCUCAUCUCAAGGAGACUGGUCGCACAAUUUCUGAUCUGCCCCAGUUGAUAGUUGUACCUGCUUCAACUUUAGACAACUGGUACCAAGAAUUUAAAAGGUGGUGUCCAACUAUGAUAGUUGAAAAAUAUCAUGGAUCAAUGGAUGAAAGAAGGUACAUGCGAACAAAAUGGAUAAGAAAUGGAUUUGGUGACAUUGAUGUGGUAUUGACUACUUAUAGUUGUGCAGCAAAUUCUCCAGAGGAAAAAAAGUUUUUUAAAACUAAAGAAUUCCAUUAUGUUGUAUACGAUGAAGCACAUAAGUUAAAGAAUAUGACGUCACUGACUUAUGAAAUUUUCUCUAAUUUUAAUGGCAACUAUAAGAUAUUGUUAACUGGUACACCGCUGCAAAAUAAUUUGUUAGAGUUAAUGUCACUGUUAAUAUUUCUUAUGCCAACAUUAUUCCGAGGAAAAGUGGAUAACAUUAAAUUUUUAUUUUCUAAAGGAACGAAAAAUACUGGUUCAAAAUAUGAAAUGCAUCGUAUUGAACAAGCAAAACGAAUCAUUGAACCAUUCAUGUUGAGACGUUUAAAAGCAGAUGUAUUAAAAUCGCUGCCUGUAAAAACAUUGGUUGUCAACAAUGUUGUCAUGACUGAACACCAGAAGACUCGUUAUAACACACUAGUAGAUGAGAUUAAAGAAGCUACCAGAGGCAAAGAAGUAUCAGACAACAGUCAUAUGAUGUGGUUAAUGAUGUUGAGAAAAUUGACUAAUCAUCCACUUUUAUUGAGAUAUCAUUUCGAGGAUGACAAAUUGUAUAAAAUGGCCAAGUUAUUAGCGAUAGAACCGACGUACAAACAAAAAAAUGAACAAUACAUUGCAGAGGAUUUAUCAUUUAUGUCUGACUUUGAUUUGCAUAAAUUGUGUACAGACUAUAGGUGUCUGAGCAAAUUAGGAUAUGACCUUCCAAUUCAAUUGUUUUUGGAUUCUGGCAAAUUCAAAGUUUUAAAUGAAAUUUUGCCUGAUCUCAAAGACAGAGGCCACCGUGUUCUCAUAUUCAGUCAGUUCCUACAAAUUUUAGAUUUAUUAGAAAUAUACAUGUCACAUUGUGGUCAUUCUUACUUAAGGCUAGAUGGUUCUACUCAAGUCCAAGAAAGACAGCUGAUGAUCGACUUGUAUAAUAUGGAUGAAAGCUUAUUUGCCUUUUUAUUGUCAACUAAAGCUGGUGGACUGGGAAUUAAUUUAACAGCUGCUGACACUGUCAUCAUACAUGAUAUUGACUACAAUCCUUACAAUGAUAAACAAGCAGAAGAUCGGUGCCACAGAGUUGGGCAGACUAAACCUGUCAAAGUGAUCAAAUUUAUCAGUAAAGAUUCCGUUGAAGAAUCCAUGUUUAAGGUAGCACAAGAUAAAUUAAAUCUUGAACAACAAGUAACAGGAGGUGGAAAUGAUGAUGAAGAGCCUGAUAAGAAAACGAUGGCUCAAUUAUUAAAAAUAUCUUUGGGAAUUGAAGAUGUAUCGUCAUGAUACAAUUUGUAUUACUGUUUGAUUUAUAACUUCUGUUUAUAUAGAAAGCUGGUUUAUGGACGCUUCAAGUGUACUGCCAACAUUAAAAAAAAACUUAUCAAAGUUUUUUUUCUUAUGAUUUCAAGAUUUAGGUUGAAUCUAUUUUAUUUAUUUUUUUAAACUUACCGUUUUUUAUAUAACGAUAUUCAUAAACAACUGUACAAUUUAAGUUAGAUAUUUUUUAAAAACAAUUUCCAUAAACAAAACAACAUUGUCAUUGGUAAAUCGGUAUUUUUAAUCAAUGUUAUUUUUACAAAUAUCGUUCAUAUUACAUUUUAAAUAUUAAAAUUAUAUGUAUAUACAUCAUGUUAUGAAUAAAUGGAUAAUAAGUAUCAA
Molecule: messenger RNA, 3135 nt
Organism: Myzus persicae (green peach aphid)
Lineage: Eukaryota; Metazoa; Arthropoda; Insecta; Hemiptera; Aphididae
Gene: Etl1
Product: SWI/SNF-related matrix-associated actin-dependent regulator of chromatin subfamily A containing DEAD/H box 1 homolog
Exons: 17
Coding region: 223-2760 (845 amino acids)
Cellular component (GO): nucleus
Molecular function (GO): chromatin binding; ATP binding; DNA binding
Source: RefSeq, a predicted model, not a curated record